Messenger RNA from Fusarium vanettenii 77-13-4, 726 nucleotides. RefSeq lists its product as uncharacterized. Lineage: Eukaryota; Fungi; Ascomycota; Sordariomycetes; Hypocreales; Nectriaceae. Gene Ontology annotation, molecular function: methyltransferase activity. The transcript is spliced from 3 exons. The annotation marks the transcript as partial. The record is from RefSeq and is a predicted model, not a curated record.
CGCGUGUUGGAUGUAGGAACCGGCACCGGUAUCUGGGCCAUUGACUUUGCCGACCAGUUCCCCUCGGCCCAAGUGAUCGGCACCGAUAUCUCCCCUAUCCAACCUUCUUGGAUCCCUCCAAACUGCGAAUUCCACAUCGAUGACGCCCAGCUUGAUUGGACCUGGCCAACUGAUCACUUUGACUACAUCCACGUCCGCGACCUCUACGGUAGCAUCAAUGACUGGUCCGCUCUUUACGCCAAGGCUUUCCGCCACCUCAAGCCAGGAGGUUGGUUUGAGGACCUUGAACUCGACAUCCGUGCCCAUUCGGAUGUAGUGACAGACCCUGAGCACAUUUAUCACCGCUGGAAUGCCGUGUUCCAAGAGGCAGGUGAAAAGAUGGGCAAGACGUUCAAGAUUGCCAUCGGGUCACGAAUGAGAGAUCUCAUGGACGAGACCGGCUUCGUGGAAGUUACGGAGCGCAAGUUUAGGCUUCCAAUGAGUGCGUGGGCGUCUGAUCCGAAGCUGAAAGAGAUUGGGUCAUUUGUGCAGAUGUUCGUUGACGGUGGAUUGGAGGGCUUCGGGCUAUUCCUGUUGACGCAGGUGAUGGGGUGGCCGUAUGAUAAGUGUCAGGUGUUUAUUGCCGAGAUGAGGCAGGCUUUGAGGAAUAAGAAACUGAACCCUUAUUAUGAGGUGACUUUGGUUUACGGAAGGAAGCCAGAGGAAGCAACUACUACUCAAUCCUAG